AUGAAUCGCUGUGCGCCGUCGACAGCCAAGACAAGUUGCUUGGCCGUCCAUUCCCAAACUCAUCCUGCAUCCUCGGGGCGCAUCCUCGGGGCGCAUCCUCCCACCACAAGAGUGAUGCCAUAUAGAACAUCAAGCCGUCUAUCCUCAGCUUCUGUAAACAAUGCUGGACGUCUUCCUCUACAUCGCACACAAGCAUUGUUUUUGCAUGUGAGCCCGUUCUGA
Chondrus crispus (carragheen) is the source of this 222-nucleotide messenger RNA. RefSeq lists its product as hypothetical. The transcript has a single exon. Bases 1 to 222 code for a protein of 73 amino acids. Lineage: Eukaryota; Rhodophyta; Florideophyceae; Gigartinales; Gigartinaceae. The record is from RefSeq and is a predicted model, not a curated record.